This is a messenger RNA of Microplitis demolitor, 2669 nucleotides long. RefSeq names its product RING finger and SPRY domain-containing protein 1. NCBI's taxonomy places the organism in Eukaryota, Metazoa, Arthropoda, Insecta, Hymenoptera, Braconidae. The record is from RefSeq and is a predicted model, not a curated record. Gene Ontology annotation, cellular component: cytoplasm. The coding region runs from base 657 to 2243 and encodes 528 amino acids. Gene Ontology annotation, molecular function: protein binding; ubiquitin-protein transferase activity. The transcript is spliced from 8 exons.
CAUACUGUAGUACAAAAACAUGUAUACUAAAUAUGCAAUAUGACACAAGGCCAAUAUAUUCUCAAAAAAAGUAUUAAAAAAUAUAAGAGUAUCAGUAUGAUAGGAUAAUUGUUUGUGUUUACUGUAAACAAUUUUUUUUUUCACCUAUUUAUAUAUUAUUUAUUUAAUUAAAGUGUACAUUGAUUACUUUAACUCAAAAGUAAUACAAAUAAAUAUUCUGUAUUCAUAUAUUCAUAUACAUAUAUAUGCAUACAUGUGUAAUGCAAUGAGAAUCAAUGAGAAUGGCAAAAGUACGAAUCAUAAGAACUAGAAUUACGAAGAACUAAAAAAAAAAUAUUUUCUUUAAAUUUAUCAGAUAGAAUUAAUUUUUUACCAAGUCUUUAAUGUAAACAUAAGUAUGAGUUUAUUAUUAACUCAUUAAAUAAUUAUUUUUAUUGCAAAUUACUGGAACUUAAUUGCAAAACUACAGCAUUGGUGGAUUUUCUGGACUAAGACCUGGAAAAAUUUUAUUUAACGUGGAUUGUUAUGUUGCUGAUGAUAAAUAGAUGAGAACAGUGACAAUUAAUCAGCAGAACUGGCCACCGCGGUACCUAGAUGUGACGUAAAAAAAUAAUUUAAGGUGGUAAGCUAAGUGUCACCAUCGUAAAUCCGUGGGAAUGGGAGCUUGCUUGUGCAAAGACUGUCCGGAUGAUCAAGACAAUGGGAGCAAUGAAAAUAACGAUGAGACCACGGUGCCGAGCAAUGACAGUCAUGCUGGUGGUGACUCAUCGCCUGGUUUUAAGUUUCCGACCUCUGCUAAUAUAGACAAACUGGUCCUAGAGACUCUGGGUGUCAUUGGUAGUCUUGUUGAUAAUGAACAAGAGCCGCCUCCUUCUAUGCUUAAGCUGCAUGCGAUCGCUGAUAAAGAGGAAGGAUGGCUUCAAGUUGCCAGUUCGAUGGUAAAUGUCAUCCCGAUGCACAGUCCGUUAGGUCCAUCUGUCAUAACUUUACUUCUUGAUGAUUGUCCAUUGCCGUCUAAGGAAACUGUAUUGAAGUUGUCUCACAUGUUUCAAGUGUCACAAAAGACUGGAAAAGUACAAACGAGUAUAACGCAGCAGAGAAAUAUUUGUGUCGUACUCGGUUGUAUUGCCGAAAAAUUAGCAGGACCUAGUAGUAUAGCCUUAUUAUCAAAAGCAACUUUAGACUACCUCGUAUUAAAUCUUAGAGAAGAUGUUGAACCAUAUGUGGUACUAUACUCAUUAAUAGCACUGGAAAAAUUCGCUCAGACCAGUGAAAAUAAAGUAACUAUUCAAAGGAGACUUAUGGAGGAAAAAGAACACCCCUUAUUAGCUUUAGAAAAAUGGGCUAAUGAAACUCAUUAUGUACGACGUCAAGUUGGUUUUUCUGCUCAGUGGUGUUUGGAUAAUUUAUUUUUGAUAGAAGGUAGAAAAUAUUCUCAUGAUACUGUUGACUUGACUGGUAUUAAUGUGAUGUUAAAUACAAAGGAUGUAAGUGAGUACCUGAAGAUAUCACCAAAUGGUUUAGAAGCGCGCUGUGAUGUCUAUUCAUUUGAAAGUGUCCGUUGUACAUUUCAAGUUGAUUCUGGAGUUUGGUAUUACGAAACUCUUAUUAUGACCACUGGUGUUAUGCAAAUAGGAUGGGCUACUAAAAAUAGUAGUUUUUUAAAUCACGAAGGAUACGGUAUCGGUGACGAUGCCUACUCAUUGUCAUGUGACGGUUGCCGCCGACUAAUUUGGCACAACGCGCGCAGUGAAAAAUACCACGACCGCGCGCCUUGGAAAGCUGGAGACGUCCUCGGUUGUCUUCUCGAUUUAAAUAAACUAGAAAUAAUAUUUUAUACCAAUGGUGUUCCUUUGAAACCAUGCGUCCAAGUAUUCAAAACCGCAAGAACAGGAUUUUUUGCCGCCGCCAGUUUCAUGUCUUUCCAACAGUGUCUAUUUAACUUCGGCAAUGUGCCUUUCAAGUAUCCACCGACCGACAGGGAGUUUAAAAAAUUCAAUGAUUACGCGACAUUGAGACCUGAAGAUAAAGUCGUACUCCCACGGCAUAUUUUUCUUAAUCAGUUGAGAAAAUUGAGCGUUCGUGAAGACUCGUGUACCUUGUGUUAUGAUCAAAAAGCAUCAGUCAGGUUACUGCCUUGUGAACACCGAGGAUUUUGUCAAACAUGUCCAAUGCAACUUGUCGAGUGUCCAAUGUGCAGAGCAACAAUUGAAGAAGUUGCCGUCGAACUGGACAGUGUGUGACAUCAAUAAAACAUAUUCUCGCAUUAAAAAUAAUUAUAAAUACUGUACAAUCAUUAAUUCCAUAAUUAAUCAUUACUUUUAAUUGAUUUUUUUCUCUACUUAUAAUUAAACUUACAAGAGAUUAUUUUAAUAAGCUGAUCAACGAAAUAAAUUAAUAAUACUUUUUUGGGCGAGCCGUCAGUGCAUUCCUGUUUUAACUUAAUAAAAUACACAUCAGUAUUUUUAAAAAACAAUUACGUCGAUUUAAAAAAAAAUAAAUAAAUUAUUUUGUUGACUGCCGCGAUUACUCAGCUCUGAUACAAUACUUCUCUGCAUUUAAUAUUAUGAAUUAUAUAUAUACAUAUACAUAUAUAUAAAUUUAAAUAAUUAAUAAAAGAGAUAUAUAUUUUAAAUAACUAUUAAUUCCGUCUGAUUUAAAUUGUUGGU